Aricia agestis (brown argus) is the source of this 3282-nucleotide messenger RNA. It is a transcript of the gene qless, whose product is annotated as all trans-polyprenyl-diphosphate synthase PDSS1. Bases 98 to 1351 code for a protein of 417 amino acids. The transcript has 8 exons. Gene Ontology annotation, molecular function: prenyltransferase activity. Gene Ontology annotation, biological process: ubiquinone biosynthetic process; isoprenoid biosynthetic process. NCBI's taxonomy places the organism in Eukaryota, Metazoa, Arthropoda, Insecta, Lepidoptera, Lycaenidae. The record is from RefSeq and is a predicted model, not a curated record. Gene Ontology annotation, cellular component: transferase complex; mitochondrion.
UUUGACAAUCAGCUGGUAAAAGAGGGGAGCGAAAGGUUGAGCGCUUGUGGUGUAUUUUGUAGUUCAUGUCCUCAAGAGAUUCGUUGCAGUUGUAGCUAUGGCGUGUUUAAGUCCGAGUAGGCUCUGUGUUCGUGUUCAAGAUAAGUUAAUGUGUCAAUUCGGACAAAAAGUUCGAAACCAAACUGUAUUUGUGAAACUCAAACCUCCCGGACCAGCUCCCUUGCGGAUAUUUGGAAAGACAUGUCAGAGAGUGACCACAUGCGGCCCAGUCUGCGGCUCAGCCGGCUCCACGCCAGCUCACAUCAGGCGGCUGGCGUCCAACCUGCAGAGCACCAGCACAGGCUCACUGCCGGAUUACGGCACCCAGAUCGUUGACCCCUAUCGUCUGCUCGAAGACGACCUGAAUGGAAUAUACGAGGAGAUACGAUCGGAGCUGAGGCGCAACACAAACCAACCAGAACUGAACACCAUAGCUACAUACUACUUCGACGGCCAGGGCAAGGCGCUCAGGCCGAUGGUUGCCAUACUCAUGGCGAAAGCGGUCAACUACCAUGUAUACGGUGAAAACAGUGCGCUGCUCCAAUCCCAGCGGCAGGUGUCCAUGAUCAGCGAGAUGAUCCACUCGGCGUCGCUCAUCCACGACGACGUCAUCGACCAGAGCGACUUCCGCCGCGGCAAGCCCUCCGUCAACGUGCUCUGGAACCACAAGAAGGUGGCGAUGGCCGGCGACUUCAUCCUCGCCGUGGCGUCGAUGAUGAUAGCUCGCCUGCGGAGCGACGAGGUCACGCUGGUGCUCAGCCAGGUGGUGACGGACCUGGUGCAGGGCGAGUUCAUGCAGCUGGGCAGCAAGGAGACGGAGAACGAGCGGUUCGCGCACUACCUCACCAAGACCUACCGCAAAACCGCCUCGCUCAUCGCCAACUCCGUUAAGGCGGUGGCUCUGUUAAGCGGCGCGGACUCUGACACCUGCGAGCUGGCAUUCCAGUACGGCCGCAACCUGGGGCUGUCGUUCCAGCUGGUGGACGACCUGCUGGACUUCGUGUCUAGCUCGCAGACCAUGGGCAAGCCCACCGCCGCUGACCUCAAACUGGGGCUAGCUACUGCGCCAGUCCUGUUCGCCUGUGAAAAGUAUCCAGAGCUGAAUCCGAUGAUAAUGAGGCGGUUCCAGGAACCGGGAGAUGUGGAAAAAGCCUUCGAGCUGGUCCACAAGUCUCGGGGACUCGAGCAGACGAGGUUCCUCGCGCGCAAACAUGGCCUAGAGGCCGCGAGGCUGGCCUCGGAGCUCGCGGACAGCCCUUACCAAAAGGGGCUAGUGGUAACCACUGAUCUAGUACUCAACAGGAUUAAGUAAAACAUCCACGGCUCACGUAUUAGUUUGUACAUUAUCGACUAAAAAUCGAUUAACGUAUUCGAUUCAACAUCGACAUAAAAUGCUGGUUUUCGGCCACUGAUCACUCGAGAGGAUUAAGUAGAUUUAGAAUGGCAUCCACGGUUCGUCACGUACUAGUUACGUACCCAUUAAAAUCGAUGUUUCAUUUAUCGAUUGAAUAUAGAUUCUAGUUUAAAAUGCGAUAGCCUGACCGGAAGGGCGUAGUGGUGACCACUGAUCUAGUACUCAACAGGAUUAAAUAGAUAAACGACAGAAAGGAUUCCACGGUUCUUCAUACUAGUUACGUAAAUGUUGGAUAUAAAAUCGAUAUUUUAUUAUAAUAUGUAGUAUCGAUUUAACAUCGAUGUUCUUCGAUUACGUAGUAUCGAUUGAAUAUCGAUUUUAAUUAAAAUGCAGGUUUUACGCUUUCGAUGUCGAUUUUUUAGAUGCCAGCGUCUAUUUAAAGUUGAAGCUUGCAAGCGUUUGCUAAAAACUUGGACGGUUUUUAGUUUUCCUCGACUUAAACGAUAGAGUUUCCGAUUUUUCCAGUACUAUGCGCAGCGCGUAUACACUAGAAGCACUUUAUUCGCGUCAUCUAUAGCCUUUAUCAUUAAAGGUGAGCUAAGUAUCGAGCGGCGAACAGAAUAUUGGAUUCCUUUUUGCAAAUGUCACGUUUGAUGUGUGUGUGUGUGUGCGUUUGUGUGUGUGUUGCUUGUGAGGCGUAUCGUAGAUAUUUUACAGCUAGUAAAAUAGAUCCGGACAGUGAAAUAAGGUGGAAAUAAUAAAGUUGACAGGAAACUUUUCGGUGAAGUUGGAAGAAAUAAAUUAAACGAUAGUUUAUUUUUUUCAACUCUUAUUAGUUACGGUUCAAAACCAAAAAGUAUCCGGUCGAUUUUAUUACGUGUGUUUUUAUGUUUUAAUACUUUUAUUUAUUUUUAUUUAACUUAGUUUUACGCUGCAACGUCUCUUUACUUUUGCGACCUGAUUUAUUUUAAGUUUCCGUUUUAUUGUAAUCUAUCUACGAACACAAAGAAAUAUAGUGUAAGGCGUGCGAGCGACUACUCGUUACCAAAUAGUGUUGCACGAGCGUACCGCUCAGGAACAUCGAUAUUAUACGCAACAGACUUUGUUUGAAUUUAUUUGUAUAUAGCAUGUAUUUUCUUCUCUUCUUCUAUCUGUGCAAUGAUGUAGGUGUAGGUUUGUGAAGUACCUGGGUAGGUAUGCACAUUUAUCGUUUACAAAAAAUAUAUAAUCGAAAAUUAUAAAACUUUAAAAUUGUUACACUCGUAUUCUGUGUAAAUAUUGAGAGUCAUUGGAUGAGUUACCCGUGAUUUAUCUUCGAAACCGAUUACCUCAAUUUCUUUAGUAUAUACAUGUGUGAGUCGGUGUGUAUGUUCUUACGUUAUUGUAAAAUUUGUUAGAUUACGAGUAUGCACAAUAUAUAGAGUAGGCGGAUCGCCCCGUAGAAUCGUUAAAAGUAUGGCAAUUUUAUAGCUAAUUAUAAUUUACUGUUGUAAAUAAUAUAAUAUUUGAUGUAUUGAUGUAAUACACAUACGCUGAUAAUAAUAUUAAUCAGUAUGUUAUGUAAGAUAAUUUUUAAUGAAAUAUAUCGAUACUGUCCACGGAACAACACUAGUUUGCCAUUUAAGAGAUUAACUCAGAUGCAAAGUUACACUCUAUAGUAACAAUAACUAAAAGUAUUUCUGUACGUCUGUUAAGGUUCUAUAAAAUUUAAACGCUGUUGUGUGUUAAAAGAUGUUUAUAAUGGAAGUUAUAUUCUUUGUACAUUUCAUAAUAACGGGAGUCAAUGAUUUUUUAUUUAUGUAUGUAGUCUUGUAUUUAGUUUAAUGUUUGUAAAUAUUACGUCUUUGUAAAAUGAUAAAUCAUGAAUAAUUUUAUAAAUAUUAGUUACA